Messenger RNA from Sclerotinia trifoliorum, 3010 nucleotides. The record is from the annotation of a GenBank genome assembly. NCBI's taxonomy places the organism in Eukaryota, Fungi, Ascomycota, Leotiomycetes, Helotiales, Sclerotiniaceae.
UUACCGCACCGCAGUAUCUAGAUUGGCCGUAUCAACACCAAUGCACUAACCUUUUGACGCUUUAUCCGAUCGCUUUUACAUGAAACUUCUUCCAUCAGACAAUUCAAAACUCAACCUCAUCCUUCCUUUUGCAAAAUGUCGCGUCAACCACCGCUUCCGAAUGGCCUUCCUCCUCGACCUUCCGCAUCGUUUUGGGAUAGAGAUAGAGAUGAAAGAAAUUAUAACCACAAUACACCUGAAAGGAAUCGUCGCGACAUGGGAGAUUCUUAUCACCCGCGUCCUUCACAAUACGACAGUUAUGUACCCCACACUGCAAACCGCGAUCGCGAAAUAUUUCAAUUUAAUGGCCGCAAUCCUCCUCCACCAGGCUAUGGAAAUUAUGCUCCUGGUGUUCAACCUCCUCGUCGUCCUGCCGGAACUAGUGAUCCUUAUCGUAUGAAUGAUGGAUAUCGCCCUCCUCCCCCUGCCCCCAGCUUUGAUUUCCGUUACGAUGCACCACAAUCCAUUGAUUUCGAGCAUGCCGAUAGAUUUCAAUCUCGCGCCCAGGGCCGCAACAAUUAUUCUGGCGGUAAUAGAGAUCAGAAUGAAGAUCAUCUUCGUCGUCGACGCGAAAAAGAUCGACGCGACAUUCAUCGUGGUCGUGGUGGCUACCGUGGUCGAGGUGGUCCAAGAUUGGCAUCAGACCGAGUUUUCUUGAAAGGAAAACGCUCGCCUACACCUGAACUCAUGCCAGGUAUGAAUGAAGAUGCUACUACUGAUGUUAAAUAUAGAGAUGUUCGCGACUUAUCCGACAGUGAUGAAGCUGAAAUGGACAUGUCGGAUGACGAUGACAAUAACGAUCAACCUAAGAAGAAGAUGCCCCGUACUGGUGUAAAAACUGCAGAUGCUGACAGUGUGCCAAAAUGGUCGAACCCCGAUCCUUACACGGCCCUUCCACCACCAGGCGAAUCUGACCGGAAGAAGAAGGAUGUCGUUAAGCUUAUUCGAAAGGCACGUGUUACAUCAGGUCAAGAAGGCCCUACCAAAAUUGAUGCCGCUCAAGAUGACUUUAUCUCUUUUGAUCUUGGUGCUCCCGAAACUAUUGAUAGUGAAGAAGAUGAAUACGAACCGCGGGUCUUUGAUCAGUCCGAACCCGGCUCAGCUACAUCAUUCAGUCACCUUGAAAACAUUCGAAAGUUUGACACGCCACAGCAACCACAGAGCCACGCCAGUGAGACCAGAGAAGUUGCCACUCAACCAACGAGCGUCAACAGCGUGCCCAUGGAUGUGAUCCAAACUCCGAAGAGAGCAUCCAAACCCUUGGAUCUAUCAACCGACCCCGCUUUAGGUAGCAGGAAGCGUACCGCUAGCGAUGUGAUUAAGCCUCCACCACUUGUGAAUAAGCUCAUCCCUGGUAAGCCUCCCAGAUCCAGUGGCGUCCUUCUUUCAGAGUGGCGUGUUAAGCCAGGUAUGGACGACGCUCCUUGGCUCCAGGACCAUUCUGAUACGUCUAAUAUGGGAUUUUGGUGAGUGAUACAUCUCGUGAACGCCAUCUCAAAGCUAAUACUACUUCUAGGUUACAUAAAGAAAUCAUGGACUUUUACCAUUAUGUCAAACCUCGCAAGUUUGAAGAAGUGAUUCGACGGAGGUUGCUUGUUAAUUUGAGGGAGAAUUUUCGCAAAUACUAUCAUGAUGCUGAUAUACUGGCUUUCGGCUCUUUUCCCGCAGGCCUCUAUCUUCCUACUGCUGACAUGGAUGUCGUCAUGGUCUCAAACCAGUAUAUGGAUGGCGGAUAUCCAAAAUACAACAGCAAAAGUCACAUCUGGCGUGUUAAAGGGAAUGUUGAAAAAGACCGCCUCAAUACUGGUAGAAUUGAGGUGAUCGUCGGUGCUAAAGUGCCUCUUGCAAAAUGGGUGGAUGGCUUUACCGGGCUGAAGGUUGAUAUGUCGUUUGAAAAUGACACAGGGCUAAUUGCAAACAAGACUUUCCAAGAGUGGAAGGCUCAAUUCCCUGCAAUGCCCAUAUUAGUUACCAUUGUCAAACAUUUAUUGGCAAUGAGGGGCCUGAAUGAGCCGGUCAAUGGUGGCAUUGGAGGGUUUUCUGUUACCUGUCUCGUCGUAAGUCUUCUACAGAACAUGCCACAGGUCAAGAGUAAAACUAUGAUACCAGAACACCAUCUUGGUGAGGUCUUGAUGGAGUUUCUCGACCUUUAUGGUAACGAGUUUAAUACUCGCACCACUGCUAUUUCGACGAAACCUCCUAAACUUUUUCCAAAGGUGAGUACUUUUCUCCAUCGAUUGUGCUCUGAGACUAAUCCAUUACCAGUCUUCGGCUCGUGACCUCUAUAGAGAUUUCGAUAAGCCGAAGUUUUCUAUAAUCGACCCAAACAAUUCCAGCAAUGACAUUGCAGGUGGUUCAAAAAACACUCCUGCGAUUCAAGAUUGCUUUUCUGCUGCCUUUUCUGCUUUGCUGCAGAGCAUGAACGCAUUGCAAAACGCUGACCUUGAGACUCGCCGAAAUCAAAGUCUUCUUCGAUGUAUUAUUGGUGGAAACUACGAAUCUUUCAAGCUUCAAAGAGACCACCUUGCCCACCUACAUGAACAGCUGAUUGGUCCAAUUGAAGAUGAGUAGUCUAUGAAUUCACGCGAUAUUUAGGGCUAGAGCCAUGUAACACCUAAUUCAUUUCUCAGUACAUUCCGCGUCGCUGAGUAUGCAGUACAUAGGGGGUGGUUAUUUUAUUAUCAAAGGCGUAUGGAUAAAGUCGAUCAAGAUACCCAUUUGGCGUUCAAUGGACGGAGAGUCAUUGACUUGUAAAAUAGCUUCGCAGAUUCCUUCUUUCCUUGCUUUUUCAUUUUAGUCUUGGGAAUCUUGAGUUGCGGUGGUUUCGAUGAUUGUCUUAACUGACCUCAACCUAGAUGAUCGACACGAGUCAGAGUCAAUGCCAUCGAUCUUCAAUGACAAACAGACCAGGCGCUAUCGAUCAGUCCAAACAUGAUACGCAUACAUUACAUUGAGCGCAAAUACAAAUUCU